UAUUGUCUGCACAGUCAUAAACAGCACGACGUCGACGCCAUAUUAUUGACUUUGCGCUCAACCUUCGGUAUGCAUGAAAUUACGAUAUAAUGUUGCCUCCUGACUGGUGAUAAUCGAUAAAGGAAAGAGUAUUUGGUAUGAAACAGCCAUAAAAUUUAUGGAGUGAGUAUUGCGAAGUUGCUGUCGCCUAAUUUGCCCGCCUCAGAGACUUUGACAUGUUCACCUCUGGGGAACGUUCUCGCGAAAAUUGAAAUGCACGUGACCGGUUCAGUGCAAGUUGGAAAUUUUUUGGAACCAGAAAAUUAAAAAAAAAAAAAAGGAACCAACUGCAGCAAGCACAUCUGUUUAACCUAUACAAAAGCAAAUGGCAUCCUUCAGCAUAGAGCGACCAUUUGGUGUUUACCUUUGGGAUUACUUUAGUCAAGCAUAUGAACUCGUGACUGGAAAGCCAGCAUCUACUUUCGCUUUCAUCCAAGGUGUCACUCCGCUCUCCACCAACAAUGAAGUCCUUAUUGCUUGCAUUACCUACCUCGUUGUUAUUUUUGGAGGACAGUUCUUCAUGAAGGAAUUGCCCGCGUUCAAGUUCAAAGUCUUGUUCCAGAUUCACAACAUACUCUUGACCGCCGUUUCUUUCAUCUUGUUGGUUCUGUUGAUUGAGGAAUUGGUCCCAAUUGUUGCUAAGCAUGGUAUUUUCUUCGCCAUCUGCUCUCCCCAAGCUUGGACUCAAAAGCUCGAGUUGCUCUACUACCUCAACUACUUGGUCAAGUAUUGGGAACUGUUUGACACUGUCUUCCUUGUUGUUAAGAAGAAGAAGCUUGAAUUCCUCCACUGGUUCCACCACAGCAUGACUGCCCUUCUCUGCUACACUCAGCUUGUUGGCUCUACCUCCGUUUCCUGGGUUCCCAUUGUUUUGAACUUGACUGUUCAUGUCCUUAUGUAUUGGUACUAUUUCCGUACUGCUGGUGGCGCUAGAAUUUGGUGGAAGAAGUAUCUUACUACUAUGCAAAUUAUCCAAUUUGUCAUCGAUCUUUUCGUCAUCUACUUCUGCACUUACACUCACUUCGCCUAUGCCUACUCUGCUCUCCCUACCUUUGGUGACUGUGCUGGUUCUGAGAACGCCGCUUUCUUCGGUUGCGCUUUGCUCAGCAGCUACCUCUUGCUUUUCAUUAACUUCUACGCAAAGACCUACAAGAAGGGUGCCGCUGCUAAGAAGGCCGAGGCCAAAUCCAAUGGUUCUAGCAAGAAGGGCGGAAAGAGCAAGAAGCUUUAAAUGCUCUACAACGGCUCGAGUACUCCAUUGUGUCUCUCCGCACACACAUAAUGAUCUGUCACCAUCAAAGUGGAUUUCGACAAGUAAAUGAGUGGAGCUCGACAUAGACUUUCUUAAGAAAAAAUAGAGAUGCCAAAUGAUAUUUACUUUAGACACAGACUUCUAAACAAAAUGUUGCAUUAAACAAAAAGUUAAUAAUGGCUGCUGAUGUAUAUCA
Messenger RNA from Umbelopsis ramanniana AG, 1487 nucleotides. RefSeq lists its product as uncharacterized. The transcript is spliced from 5 exons. The record is from RefSeq and is a predicted model, not a curated record. Gene Ontology annotation, molecular function: fatty acid elongase activity. Gene Ontology annotation, biological process: fatty acid elongation, saturated fatty acid; very long-chain fatty acid biosynthetic process; sphingolipid biosynthetic process. NCBI's taxonomy places the organism in Eukaryota, Fungi, Mucoromycota, Umbelopsidomycetes, Umbelopsidales, Umbelopsidaceae. Bases 365 to 1270 code for a protein of 301 amino acids. Gene Ontology annotation, cellular component: endoplasmic reticulum membrane.